Molecule: messenger RNA, 945 nt
Organism: Aspergillus fijiensis CBS 313.89
Lineage: Eukaryota; Fungi; Ascomycota; Eurotiomycetes; Eurotiales; Aspergillaceae
Product: nuclear envelope protein Cut8
Exons: 2
Coding region: 1-945 (314 amino acids)
Biological process (GO): nuclear protein quality control by the ubiquitin-proteasome system; proteasome localization
Cellular component (GO): nucleus
Source: RefSeq, a predicted model, not a curated record
AUGAACAGUUUGGUGGCUACACCACCUGUGCCUCCUCACCACUUCUACGAACCUUCUCGUCUCUCUCCUUCCCGUCCAAUGUCUACCCCAACCCACACGCCCAACCGCAAACGGAAAGCUGAUGAUGAUGGCAACGAUCACGAUGGCCGAAUGUCCGCAUCUCCCACCAACUCGCCCGCUUUCACUCCUCGAACCCUUCCAUCCAACCGACACCAUAUCAAGCGUGCUCGUCCAAAUGUCAGCGGGCGGCCUCUCUCCCUGCCCCGCUUGCUAGAGACCUUGGAUACCAAUGCUCUCCGGGGCGUUCUCCGCUCCAUGUGUGAGCGUCAUCCGGCCCUGAUGGAUGAGGUCAUUCAUACCGCCCCGCGACCCAGCGUAGCAUCCGCACUCCAGGUGCUUCGGAAUUAUCAGUCCAACCUUCAGUCAUCAUUCCCGUUGGGCGGCAGCUCUGAAUCAGAUUACGCCUACAACCGAGUCCGGCAGCCUUUGGGGAGUUUGUUGGACGCCCUGAGUGACUUUACACCACAUUUCCUCCCGCCAAACGAAACACAACCCUCCGUAUCCUUGAGCUAUUUAGAUGGGGCAACCGACAUAAUUCACGCUUUGCCCCGGUGGCACACACCUCAAAACAAUCUAGAGCGGGACUCUGCGUACGACGAGAUUUGCAAGGCCUGGAUCUUGGUGAUUCGGGAGGCUGCCAAACGUGGCGGUGGUAUUCAGUUACAGUACGGUGGUUGGGAUCAGAAACUGGCAAAACACAACCAAAACUCCGGCGGUAAACUGCAGGCAGCCGUCAAUGAGCUCGGUUCCAGCUUAGGGUGGAUGCACAGACCGGAUGCCCAAGGCUAUGGAAGCCCUGGAGGUAAUGACCUUGGAUCCAUUCGCGAGCAACUCUUGUCGGGCACAUACGGGCUCGGCACCCCAGUCAAGGUUGGGCCAUGGUAA